Molecule: messenger RNA, 536 nt
Organism: Neurospora hispaniola
Lineage: Eukaryota; Fungi; Ascomycota; Sordariomycetes; Sordariales; Sordariaceae
Exons: 2
Coding region: 11-220 (69 amino acids)
Source: RefSeq, a predicted model, not a curated record
GGACGGAUGGAUGGAUGGAUGGAUGGAUGGAUGGAUGGAUGGAUGGAUGGAUUGGAAUGCGGUAGGAGUUUUACUCGGAUUCGGGACAUACAAUCAUAUACAUGUUUUUAAAGCGCAGCUUUUUCCUUCUCUGUCGAACAACAUCUCAACGGGCGCUGGGAGAAUGGGUAGAUACACACGCGACAUUAGCAUAGCUACCUUGAUCAUUUCAUAUACAUAACCUCUAUUAGAUGAUGAUGAUGGAUACUGCACUGGGUUCGAGUACGAGUGAUGAAAAGAGGAAGAUGUGAAAGUCAGCUGGGGAGAUACAGACGAUUGUUGAUAACUAUGUAGAAUACCAAGUGAUUAUAAUGUGUGUCUGAAAUUGUAUCGAUAUGAUGCUGGUUACUGAAGACAGGAGCCGCGAGAUGUCAAAUGGUGUGGGAUGAAUUGUACAUAGUGGUUUCCCCCAAGUAGAUUUAGUGCUCCACGACGGACUAAAGUGUUGGAGAGCGAAGAAAACAGGAACACUGCAAUAGUGAAUAUUAUUAAAGUCG